UGCCCAUCAUCACUUAUCAGCUUUACAAUCUAGAACUUACUUUGGGAUCCAAGGACAUUGAAGACAUGGCAAAGUUCACCAUCUCUUUCUGCGCUCUGCUCGGGCUUCUACUGGUCUGCGCCGCCAUGGGGAACAGCAAACCAUUUAGAGGCGACAGGUGCUGCACAAAAUUCCAGUCGGACCCACUGCUUUUGGAGAGAAUCCGUGGUUACAGUUUGGAUCGCCCUGGGAAAUGUCGCCUCAAUGCAGUCAAGUUCUACACUAUAAAGGACAGAGUUGUUUGUGCCAAUCCAACAGUGCCGUGGGCAAUAGAUGCCAUGAAUUUUAUCAGGAACCAAACUGCAUCAGCUUAAUCUGUGGACACCUACAGUUUUAAUCGGAACCUCUGUCUGCAUCCAGGGGAUGCUUUUUUAUGACCCACAGGCUUGAUUAAAGAUACAAUAGGCCUACUGAUGUUGUAUAUGUCUGUAUAUACAUGUCUGAUUGCAAUGCAAAGUAUACUAAUAAUGAUACAAAUGUGUAUAUUUCUGAGAAAUACAAAGUUGUAAUCUAUCUUUUUAAAAUAAAGUCAUUGAGAAAAACA
This is a messenger RNA of Alosa sapidissima (American shad), 583 nucleotides long. RefSeq names its product chemokine (C-C motif) ligand 20a, duplicate 4 (gene ccl20a.4). The transcript is spliced from 4 exons. The record is from RefSeq and is a predicted model, not a curated record. Gene Ontology annotation, molecular function: CCR chemokine receptor binding; chemokine activity. Gene Ontology annotation, biological process: cellular response to tumor necrosis factor; chemokine-mediated signaling pathway; immune response. NCBI's taxonomy places the organism in Eukaryota, Metazoa, Chordata, Actinopteri, Clupeiformes, Clupeidae. Gene Ontology annotation, cellular component: extracellular region. The coding region runs from base 66 to 353 and encodes 95 amino acids.